AUGGUGGACACCAAGCUGAUCCUGAGCUACCAUUGCAUCCUUGCAGCCAACAAGGCCAACAGCCUCAUGGACUGCAUCAGACCAUUUCUAGCAAGCAGAGGAAGUGAUCGUGCUCAGCAACUGGAUACUCUCUGGGUAAACACUCUGGGUAAAUGUCUUGGCUUCAUUCCCUCCAUGAAGAGCAAUAGUACUCUAGCUAGAGACACUCAGCAGCAUCAGGGGCCUUUCACCAUCCUGGACUACCUUGAAAGCAAUGACUUCACUGUGAAGGGUGAAAUUCCUGAAAAUAAUCUAGCAAGAGACAGGCAGGGUAAUGCAUUUGUGGUGAGCUUGGCUUUGGCUGAUCUGGUGGUGGCCUUGUAUCCAUACCCACUGGUGCUCUUAGCUAUUUUCCACAAUGGAUGGACUUUAGGUGAAAUGCACUGCAAAGUGAGUGGCUUUGUGAUGGGGCUAAGCGUAAUAGGCUCUAUUUUCAACAUCACUGCAAUUGCAAUAAACCGAUAUUGCUAUAUAUGUCAUAGUUUUGCCUAUGACAAAGUGUACAGCUGGUGGAACACAAUGCUGUAUGUCUCCUUAGUCUGGGUAUUAACAGUAAUUGCAACUGUACCAAAUUUUUUUGUUGGCUCUUUAAAGUAUGAUCCACGCAUCUAUUCAUGCACAUUUGUUCAGACUGCAAGCUCCUACUAUACAAUAGCUGUUGUGGUAAUUCACUUCAUCGUCCCUAUCACCAUUGUGAGCUUCUGCUACCUUCGAAUUUGGGUUUUAGUGCUUCAAGUUAGAAGGCGGGUCAAGUCAGAAACAAAGCCAAGACUGAAGCCAAGUGACUUCAGAAACUUUCUUACCAUGUUUGUGGUUUUUGUGAUUUUUGCCUUUUGCUGGGCACCUUUAAACUUCAUUGGACUGGCUGUAGCCAUCGAUCCUAUGGAAAUGGCACCAAAAGUUCCUGAAUGGUUAUUCAUUAUAAGCUACUUCAUGGCCUAUUUCAACAGCUGCCUUAAUGCAAUAAUAUACGGACUUCUCAACCAGAAUUUUCGGAAUGAAUACAAACGAAUUUUAAUGUCACUGUGGAUGCCAAGGCUUUUCUUCCAGGACACAUCCAAAGGAGGAACUGAUGGUCAGAAGAGCAAGCCUUCUCCUGCUUUAAACAACAAUGACCAAAUGAAAACUGAUACCUUGUAAAUGUGUAAAGGUCAAUGCAAGAAUCUGUCAUGGAGAACUCUUAAGAAUAUGAUUGUAAUGUUCCGGUCAUUCUUGCUUACUUUUGAGGGCUUCCCACUUGGAUGGCACUUUGUGACGGGAAUACUGUAUUCUUGAUAAAGCA
Molecule: messenger RNA, 1321 nt
Organism: Eurypyga helias (sunbittern)
Lineage: Eukaryota; Metazoa; Chordata; Aves; Eurypygiformes; Eurypygidae
Gene: MTNR1B
Product: melatonin receptor 1B
Exons: 4
Coding region: 1-1179 (392 amino acids)
Biological process (GO): G protein-coupled receptor signaling pathway
Cellular component (GO): membrane
Molecular function (GO): melatonin receptor activity
Source: RefSeq, a predicted model, not a curated record